Messenger RNA from Cryptotermes secundus, 2094 nucleotides. RefSeq lists its product as uncharacterized. Bases 19 to 1521 code for a protein of 500 amino acids. The transcript is spliced from 10 exons. Gene Ontology annotation, cellular component: nucleus. The record is from RefSeq and is a predicted model, not a curated record. Lineage: Eukaryota; Metazoa; Arthropoda; Insecta; Blattodea; Kalotermitidae.
UGUAAUACGAGAUUCAAGAUGGCUGCUGUCACAAAUACGUGGAUUAAGUUCUUCACGGAUGCUGGUAUUCCAGCUGGAAUAGCAGCUUCUUAUGCCCUGACGUUUUCCAACAACCGUAUUCGAAUGGACAUGUUGCUGGACCUCAAUAAAGAGUAUUUAAAAGACAUGGGUAUAACGCUAAUGGGAGAUGUGAUUGGUAUUCUUCGACACGCAAAACACGUUCAUGAACAGAAUGUUCGAGAUAAAAUACUUGGAACUUCAGCCAAUGCACCACUGCCACAAAAAUCAACUCCUGCUUCCAGAAUGUUGGACCAUUACAUGAGAAAGACAGACACAAAUUCAAGUGAUGGUGGAGGCAGUGGUAGUGGGGGUGGUGAUGGUGAUGUUGAUGAUACAGCAGUGUCAUUAGAAAAACAGAAGACUAGCAUUCCAAGUACUUCACUUUUCAAGGCAAAGAAGCAGACAUUGAAAACAAAAUCUGAGCAAGAAGUACAAGCACCACCUUUGAAGAAAGUGCGGCGUGUACUUCCAGAACAUGAAGGUCGCUACAAAAUCACGAUGCCAUCUGGAUCAACCCCUCGAACACAGAAGAUAUUAGCCAAGCAGGGACUGUUGACUCAGAAAAAAAAGACAGUGUUUGACAGGCUGGGGGAUGGCUCUGUUACAAGCACUACGGAAAGUGAAGGCCCAAGCAUUACUAUUACUGGAUUGGGAUUAAAUAUUGUGAAACCUGCCAGCAGCAUGCCAGAGAAGCAGUCAUCAGUAUUCUUACGCCUCGGUGAGAAAUCUCAGGUGUCUUCUACAUCAAACCAGGAUAUAUUGGAAGGGAAAACCUACCUUGAGGACAUUCCAGUCUCCAGAGAGUCUGUAUUGCCCUAUGCUGGAGUGUUUAAACAAGAACGACGGAAGAAAACUGUGAAAAAAGUGCACAUUCAGAAAAUUGAAGUCCCAACAAUGCAGGCUGAUAUUGAAUCAGCCAGACAGCACAUAACAGAGGAUGGUAGACUUAUAUCCAAAAUAGUACAAGUUCAAGAAAGGCUUGGAGCUUCAUUAUCAGAAGGCAAGAGUUUACUGCACACUCUGGAAUCUCCAAAUAAUGGGAAGGUUGUUAAGAAGAUUAUUAGAACCAACAAAACUACAGCAGGAAUUCUGGCAAACCCUACAAAUGCCAAGAAACUAAGCGUCAAAGCAAGGCUUGGAAGCUCUGAUUCAGAAGCCAGUUCAUCAACUACAGAACCAGCUAUUAGGCGAAAGAAGAUUGUUUUUGUGAAAAAAACUGGUGAGAAGGUCACUACUCCUAUCAACAGGGCCCAGGAUCUGAGAUUAAAUACUACAGCAACCAAGAGUGUUACAUUUGGUGGUGUAACAAAGAAAACCUUCAUGCCAAGAGAGGUUAUUACUAGUAGUACAAAUUGUAAUACAAUUACAUUUUCAAAUAAUGUUACAAGCACGUGUGGAAUACACAAAGGACCUGGUUCCAUUACUACGAAAACUGGUGUGUUCAGUCGUCUUGGAUCAUGAAAUAAGCAUAUGUAAAAUAUACUGUUAGGAAUAGACCUGGGCACUUAUCUAAUAAAUUGUCUACAAGCUGACCAGACAAAGUAAUGUUAUGGUAAUAAACAGCUGUACUGGUGCAGUGUGUUAUAGCAUAACCAAGGUGUAAUUUUAUGUGUUCUCCAAUACAACAUUAUUCAGUUGACAGAAAGGAAAAGUGAGUGUUCUGCUUUAUCAUCUAUGAAACUACUGUUUCAGUUACUUUACCCCCUAGAUCUGUACUCGGAAUAAAUGGAAAUGCAUCCUUUUUAGUGAGUCCUGUGAAGGAAACUGUGAUUUCAAUGGUAAUUUAUAACUUUUUAUUAGUACACCUGAAGUAUUAACUAGCUUUUAAUAUUUCGCAUUAUUUUGUCAGAAGCAAAUAUGACAUGUUAUCAGACAAUGUUUGAUUCUAGCCUUACUAUGUCCCAAGUAUAUGACCUCUGAUACAAAGUUUUACACUACCAAAUUUAUAAAGAAUGCAUUUGUUCCUCUGUGGUACCAACUACAAGAGGAAGCAAAAUAAUAAUGCAUAAAAUAAUAAAUAAAUUGUGAAAUUCA